AUGGGCAAUAGUUCCACUGUCCCCGAAAGCCAGCUCCCCUUUUCUGCCGAGCGCCGCUUAUCCGAUAAAAUUCUUCAAAAAAGUGACAACUUUGAGCAACGGUGGCAGGUUUUUGUCGCAUCCUUAGAUGUCUGUGACGAAAAAGUUCAUGUCAUCAACCAGCUGCCACACCAAAGAAAAUUAGAACUCUUGCUUAACUUUGUUAGUCCUGGAUUAUUCUUUAUUAUUUAACGUUAAAGGAGUUAAAAGAUGCUAAAUUCUUGCCCUCGACUUGCGUUGAAAACAUAAAAGGCGCCAAGAUUUCUCACAUUGCAGUAAGAGUGGUCAAAAUCCUGUUACGAGACUUAGAACUCCAGACGCAAGCAGGAUCAUGAAGAAUUUCGGAGGAUUUUCGCCUCGUCUGAAAUAUCACUUAGGACCAACAAAAUAGAGUAA
Spirometra erinaceieuropaei is the source of this 435-nucleotide messenger RNA. NCBI's taxonomy places the organism in Eukaryota, Metazoa, Platyhelminthes, Cestoda, Diphyllobothriidea, Diphyllobothriidae. The record is from the annotation of a GenBank genome assembly.